AUGCCAGGUGUUGACCCGAUCGCCAGAACCGCCGCGACCGACGAUGAGGGCGUCGAUCAAAUCGGCUCCGACACGCCGCGCUCCGGCAUCGCCACGCCCCAGCCCGACCUCCAGGACAAGCGACUGCCCGGAAUAUUGAGUUACUUCGGCCAGGUUCGUCCAGACCCUCCUGCAACCGAGACCUCCUCCCACCCGCCGCCCGUCGAGAAUGCCGCCCUGCGAGAACAUGGAGAGGGAGACGAGGCCGCUUCGGCGACGCCGUGUCCAUCGCAGGUUGCUGCCCAGAGCUCCGUGCGCUGUGGCAGCCGGACAAGCCACGAGGCCCAUCCGUCCCUGCCGCAUGGGACUGAACCUGCCAGACCGUCGCGAGCCCUCUCUCAUCCCUAUCCCACUCCUCCCGCUUCACAACCCUCUUCCUCCGGCGGCUCCAUGACGCAGGACGUGAGCUUGAGCCUGUCCAACGCCCAGGCGCGCGCCGCCUUUACGGUCGGCUCGCGCACGGGCAAGGAGUCGCUCGAGCAGGGCCGAUCCCAAGCUUCCGACGCCCUGUCAGAAGUGGCGGCCUCGGCCGGCCAAAGUGGUCGCCGUUCUACGUCACCCCAGCAGCCCCAGCCCACUCCCUUGCCUGCACAGUCUGCGCAAUUGGCGGCAGCGCCCGCGAGCUCGAGCAAGUGGUUUUCUCUUGAGGGACUCAAAGAGCUAACUCGUGGCACAAUCUUCAAGAGCGGUCCACCGACUCCCACGAGAGCACUGUCUGCUGCUCACUCAUCCCAAUCAGAUGGCAGAGACACUCCGGGACGGACCAGUCAUGACGGCGCCGAGCACAGCGGCACGCAGACGCCUCGCAACUCGACGUCUGCCGGCGCCCAGGUUCCCCUGGCGAGGGGCAAGCUCACCAUCAAAAUUGUCGAGGCGCGGGGUCUGCGGAAAUGUCGUGACCCUUAUGUCGUCGCCGUGUUUCAGCGCAGCGAGCUAAUUUCAGGCGGGCCGAGGCCGUCCGAAGAGGAUGAGCACAAUUUGAAUGCCCCGACGUCUGUCAUUGGCAGCAUCCCCAUCCAGCGCCAGGGCAGUGACUCAGGCCGCCCCAUGGCCAUUCCGAUGCGCAGCCGCCAGAGCAGCAACACCAGCAUCACCGACUACAAUACAUUCCGGAAUCGAACGGCUCGUGCUCCUUCCUCGAACCCAAAGUGGGAUGCCGAGGCGGUCUUUGACGUUGUCGAUUCCGACAUGGCGGUUGCGAUCUCCGUAUACGACCACACGGCUACGGGCGAAGAGUUUCUGGGACAAGUCGAUUUCCAAGCCUCGCGAGAUGACCACGGCACCAUGCGCAGUUGGUACACGUUGAAGGGCCACGCCGACACGGUGGCCGAGGACGCCCCGACGGGCGAGAUAUACGUUGAGUGCCUGUAUCAGCGGUCGGAGAAGAAGCAAUUCGGCCCCAGCGACUUCGAGAUUCUCAAGCUCAUUGGCAAGGGGACGUUUGGGCAAGUCUACCAGGUUCGGAAGCGCGAUACGCAGCGCAUCUACGCCAUGAAGGUGCUGCAGAAGAAGGUCAUUGUGCAGAAGAAGGAGGUUGCCCACACGGUUGGGGAGCGCAACAUUCUCGUGCGAACGGCCAUGUCCGACUCGCCCUUCAUUGUCGGCCUCAAGUUUUCUUUCCAGACACCGUCAGAGCUUUAUCUGGUGACCGACUACAUGUCGGGCGGCGAGCUCUUCUGGCACCUGCAAAAAGAGGGGCGCUUCGACGAGAGGCGGGCCAAGUUCUACAUCGCGGAGCUCAUCCUCGCGAUCCAGCACCUGCACAACAACGACAUUGUGUACCGCGACCUAAAGCCCGAAAAUAUCCUCCUCGACGCCAAUGGCCACAUUGCGUUGUGCGACUUCGGCCUCUCCAAGGCCAACCUUACCAAGAACGACACAACCAACACGUUCUGCGGUACUACGGAAUACCUGGCGCCCGAGGUCUUGUUGGACGAGUCUGGUUACACCAAGAUGGUCGACUUCUGGUCCCUCGGCGUCCUCGUCUUCGAGAUGUGCUGCGGCUGGAGUCCGUUCUACGCCGAAGACACGCAGCAGAUGUACAAAAAUAUUGCCUUUGGCAAAGUGCGCUUCCCUCGGGACACGCUCUCGCAAGAAGGGCGCAACUUUGUCAAGGGGUUGCUUAACAGAAAUCCCAAACACAGACUCGGAGCGACAGAAGACGCCAAGGAGCUUAUGCAGCAUCCAUUCUUCGCCGACAUCGACUGGGACCUCCUGGCCAAGAAGCUCAUCACCCCGCCGUUCAAGCCCAAGCUCAAGUCUGAGACGGACGUGUCGUACUUUGACCCAGAGUUCACGACCGCGCUGGAGCAAAAUGGAUCGCUCAACGAGCGCGCGGCUGCCCUGGCCAGAGGCUACGCCGCGUCCACGCCGCUCUCUCCGUCGGUGCAGGCCAACUUCCAGGGCUUCACCUUUGUCGACGAGAGUGCGCUCGAUGACCACAUGAGGGAUCGGUUCCGCUCGAGUGAUGACGAUAUGGAUGACGCCCACGCCGCCAACAACGACGACGACGAUUGGGACAACCUCGACGACAUUGAUCCGCGCAAGGCAAAUCGCAUGAGCGGCAUCGUCAAGACGUCCCACCACGACGAACACCUAGUCGGUGGGUCGCAUUUCGACCCCUAA
Molecule: messenger RNA, 2664 nt
Organism: Purpureocillium lilacinum
Lineage: Eukaryota; Fungi; Ascomycota; Sordariomycetes; Hypocreales; Ophiocordycipitaceae
Biological process (GO): protein phosphorylation
Cellular component (GO): nucleus; cytoplasm
Molecular function (GO): protein serine/threonine kinase activity; ATP binding
Source: RefSeq, a predicted model, not a curated record